ACCGUCGUCUCUUUCCUUUCUCUUCUUUCAGCAGGUUUCUGUUCCACAAAAUUGACUCAAAAUCGAAGAAGAAAAAUGGCUGCGAUGAACACGAACAAUCUCGGCACCUCAACCAUUUCUUCAUUGUCGUCGGCUUUUUUAGCUCCGACCAGUUUCAAUUCAAGGGCUCGGAGUGUCCCUGUUCGGGUGAAGAGAAUCGGUGUAAUUAAAUGUGUUGCUGCUCCUCAACAGGAACAAACGGUCUACCAGACAAAUGUUUCUCGCAAUGCAAAUAUGGCCAAACUUCAAGCGGGGUACUUGUUUCCGGAGAUCGCGAGAAGGAGGGCUGCACACUUGCAGAAGUACCCUAAUGCACAAGUGAUAAGUCUUGGAAUUGGUGACACCACGGAACCCAUUCCAGAAGUUAUAACUUCUGCAAUGGCAAAGAGAUGCCUUGGAUUGUCUACGCUAGAGGGUUACAGUGGCUAUGGAGCUGAACAAGGUGAAAAACUAUUGAGAGCUGCAAUUGCUUCAACAUUUUAUAGCAACCUUGGUAUAGAGGAAGAUGAUAUAUUUGUCUCUGAUGGUGCUAAAUGUGACAUCUCCCGCCUUCAGCUGCUUUUUGGAUCUAAUGUUAAAAUGGCAGUCCAAGAUCCAUCUUACCCGGCCUAUGUAGACUCCAGUGUUAUCAUGGGCCAGACUGGACAGUUUCAGAAGGAUGUUCAGAAGUAUGGAAAUAUUGAAUAUAUGAGGUGUACUCCCGAGAAUGGGUUCUUCCCUGAUUUAUCCACUGUUGCACGAACAGAUAUAAUAUUUUUCUGUUCACCAAACAAUCCUACUGGUGCUGCUGCCAACAGGGACCAACUGACUCAACUGGUUAAGUUUGCAAAGGAGAAUGGGUCUAUUAUUGUCUUUGAUUCUGCAUAUGCUAUGUAUAUGUCAGAUGAUAACCCACGCACUAUCUUUGAAAUUCCUGGAGCAAAAGAGGUUGCAAUUGAAACAUCUUCUUUCAGCAAGUAUGCUGGAUUUACCGGAGUCCGUCUAGGUUGGACUGUUGUUCCUAAACAGCUCCUAUUUUCAGAUGGAUUUCCUGUAGCCAAGGACUUCAACCGUAUUGUUUGUACUUGCUUCAAUGGUGCAUCCAAUAUUCCCCAAGCCGGUGGUUUGGCUUGCCUUUCACCGGAAGGCCUCAAGGCUAUGCAAGAGGUUAUUGGAUUCUACAAAGAAAAUACCAAGAUAAUAGUGGACACAUUUAACUCACUUGGGUUCAAGGUGUAUGGGGGUGCAAAUGCACCAUACGUGUGGGUUCAUUUUCCUGGCCGAAGCUCAUGGGAUGUAUUCAGUGAAAUACUCGAGAAGACACAUGUGGUUACAACCCCCGGAAGUGGCUUUGGACCUGGUGGUGAAGGUUUCAUCAGGGUCAGUGCCUUUGGUCACAGGAAAAAUGUUUUAGAAGCGUGCAGAAGAUUCAAGGAGCUUUAUAGGUGAAUGGAAAUAGUAUGACCGGUUCAGGCCACAUCUUUGUGUCUCCUCUGAAGGAGCUGCUGCUUUUGUGAGUUCUUUUCUUAGAAGUUCAGGACCGUAAAUCAUAAAUUCUCAUUGAGAAUCUCUAUCUAGGAAAUGCUUCAGAAAUGCUGAAGCAACAAUAACUUGUAUUUUCUUGAGAUAAUGUUUAUCUUGGAGUUUUGGGUAGAUUGUUCACAGUAUUCUUGUCUUGGUUAUUACUUCGUUAUCUUAACUCAUGGAAGUUUAGACUUCCUGGUAAUGGAAUGGUAUCAAGAAAAAGGUAAAGACGCA
This is a messenger RNA of Rubroshorea leprosula, 1776 nucleotides long. Lineage: Eukaryota; Viridiplantae; Streptophyta; Magnoliopsida; Malvales; Dipterocarpaceae. The record is from the annotation of a GenBank genome assembly.